GCUUCGCCGCACGGCACAAAAAAUCACGGGCGCCUCCUCCCCUUCCCCCUCCGUACGUUUCCGCGUCCCGAUCCAUAGCACCAGCUGACGCCGCCGACACAGCUUGUCCUUCUCCCGCCUCGGCUCGCCGGGCCAAUCGAUCCUCGCCCGUCCUCGACACCUCACCGGCGGCGCAGCCCACCCGCGAGCAGGCGGGCUCUUCUUACCCGUUGGUGGGGCAGGGCGGCUCGGCGCGGGGAUGGCGGCGAGCGUGCGGGACGACGCGGCGGCGGCGGCGGUGGAGGCGCGCGUGAUGGAUGACCACGAUGGAUGGGCUUCGGACGGCGAGAUGGACGUGGAGGUGGGGGGCGAGUUCAACGGCCGCGACGCCGACCGGAGGGACGGCGGCGCAGACGGCGACGACGAGUACUCGCUGCUCACUAGGAUAUCUGACACAUCAGCAGCUGAAGCAAGGGCAGGAAAGGAUAUACAAGGUAUACCAUGGGAGAGGCUAAACAUAACCAGGCAGGAUUACAGAAAAGCUAGGUUGGAACAGUACAAAAACUAUGAAAACUUCCCUCAAUCCGGAGAGCUCAUGGAGAAGUUGUGCCAGCAAGUGGAGCAGAGCAGCAAGUAUUACGAGUUUCAGCACAACACUAGAUUAGUGAAGCCAUCGAUUCUCCAUUUUCAGCUUAGGAAUUUGCUAUGGGCGACAUCAAAGCAUGAUGUCUAUUUUAUGUCAGAUUCCACAGUAGGCCACUGGUCAUCAUUGUCUCACAAUUUGUCAGAGGUUCUCAACUUCUCAGGGCAUGUUGCUCCAGCGGAGAAACAUCCUGGCAGUUUACUAGAAGGGUUCUCUGGGGUUCAAGUUAGCACACUUGCAGUGAAUGAGGGUUUAUUGGUAGCUGGUGGUUUUCAAGGAGAACUAAUUUGCAAGGGUUUGGCGGACCGUAAUGUUAAAUUUUGCACAAGGACAACUUUGAGUGACAAUGCCAUAACGAAUGCCAUAGAUAUACACAGAUCGACAUGUGGAAGUUUGCGCAUUACGGUAUCCAAUAAUGAUUGCGGUGUUCGUGAAUAUGAUAUGGAAAGAUUUCAGCUCUUGAACCAUUUCCGUUAUAACUGGCCAGUGAAUCACACAUCCGUGAGCCCGGAUUGUAAACUUUUGGCGGUGGUUGGAGAUGAUCGGGACGCUCUUCUUGUGGAUUCACGAAAUGGGAAGGUAACCUCUACCCUAGUUGGCCAUCUGGACUACUCAUUCGCUUCGGCAUGGCACCCAGACGGGCGCACCUUCGCUACCGGGAACCAGGACAAGACCUGCCGCGUCUGGGACAUCCGCAACCCGUCGACCUCGCUCACGGUCCUGAGGGGCAACAUCGGGGCGAUCCGGUGCAUCCGCUACUCCUCCGACGGGCGCUUCCUGGUGUUCUCGGAGCCUGCCGACUUCGUGCACAUCUACAGCGCCGCCGCGGACUACAAGAAGCGGCAGGAGAUCGACUUCUUCGGCGAGGUGUCCGGGAUCACGCUCAGCCCAGACGACGAGUCCCUGUUUGUCGGAGUGUGCGACCGCGUCUACGCCAGCCUGCUGCAGUACAGGAUGAUCCAUGCGUGCGAAUAUCUUGACUCCUUCGUGUGAAGAACGGAGCUUGGUGUUCGCUUGUUAGGCGCUGGCUGUAGAUCACUGCUUCUCGGUGACCCGGUGACCAUUCUGGUGUUGCCUAUCCCGGUGCACUAGUCGAGCGAGUCUGCCUUGUAAAUAGUUAGACAUUGGAGCGUAACAUCGAGGACCAAUAAUGUGUGAACGUAAGCGCAGAGCAAUCUAUGUAUGAUUAGUUGCAGACUCUAGGUAUCUGUUGUAUUAUUCUCGCAAAAGGUUCCUACGAAAGUUCUCUGGGCUUAUAUGCCUUUGUUAGCA
Molecule: messenger RNA, 1894 nt
Organism: Phragmites australis (common reed)
Lineage: Eukaryota; Viridiplantae; Streptophyta; Magnoliopsida; Poales; Poaceae
Exons: 10
Coding region: 239-1615 (458 amino acids)
Molecular function (GO): protein binding
Source: RefSeq, a predicted model, not a curated record